AUGCAUCUUACCGUGUUCACGAUUAGCUACUGUCUGCUGUUGACCAGCGUCAACGGCCAACAUGAGAAACUCUUUACCAGCCGGCCAGCCUUUGCCAAAUACCCAUACCCUACGAUCUCCCUUCGGUGCCACGAAAUUGGACCCUCCGGUUCGACCCUGCAUGUUGACCACAUGGCAGAGGGAGCAGGAUACGUCCCGUCGUUGUCAUGGCCCUCUGCCGCCAGAAACGUCCGGGAAUAUCUUCUUGUGAGCGAGGAUCCGGAUGCUCCCCUUUCCCAUUCAGUCAUCCAUGGGCUGUAUUACGGAAUUCCUCGUGUGUUCACGGGUAUCGACCACGAAGACUUCGAAUUGAAUGAGAAGCAUGACGACCCGUAUCUGCUCAAGGGAGGGUUUCGGUACGGUCAGAACAGAGGCGACACCGUGUAUCUCCCUCCCCGAUCCCUUCCGGGACAGGGUCCCCACCGUUACUUUUACGAACUCAUUGCGCUCAAUCAGCCGAUCGAUCGAAGCAAGCUCAGUGACAGGGCAACCUUGGAAGAAAUUGAAGCUGCAAUUAGAGGCAAGGUUGUGGGAUGGGGAGCCUGGGCGGGCGUUGUCAAGAACGAGGGAUGA
Aspergillus clavatus NRRL 1 is the source of this 612-nucleotide messenger RNA. Its product is annotated as YbhB/YbcL family Raf kinase inhibitor-like protein. The record is from RefSeq and is a predicted model, not a curated record. The transcript has a single exon. Lineage: Eukaryota; Fungi; Ascomycota; Eurotiomycetes; Eurotiales; Aspergillaceae. Bases 1 to 612 code for a protein of 203 amino acids.